Paramisgurnus dabryanus is the source of this 1931-nucleotide messenger RNA. It is a transcript of the gene ptgesl, whose product is annotated as prostaglandin E synthase 2-like. The record is from RefSeq and is a predicted model, not a curated record. Gene Ontology annotation, molecular function: prostaglandin-E synthase activity. NCBI's taxonomy places the organism in Eukaryota, Metazoa, Chordata, Actinopteri, Cypriniformes, Cobitidae. Gene Ontology annotation, cellular component: mitochondrion.
UUGUGUAAAACCAUGAUGGCGGCGUCCUGUGCGAGAACCCUUGGUAAGGUCGCCCGGCUAGUUUUAGACACGCCGAUUAACAGAAUAACAAAAACCGACCCAUUUAUAAAUAAAUUUCAUCUGAGGGGUCAGGUUAGGGCUUACGGUAACAGCGGAGCUGGGUUUAAAUCCAGAUUUUUGCACAUUUCGCCGAUACGUUGGAGAGUCCUGGGAGGUGCGUUCCUACUCGGUGGUGGUUUUGGGUUGUACCAGACCAUCAAACUCACGUUUCAGCAUCACCUCGCAGAAGAGAAAGCUAAAGCACCCGAGCUGGGGACGGAUCUGAAGUUGACUUUGUAUCAGUAUAAGACCUGUCCAUUCUGCAGCAAGGUGCGAGCCUUCUUGGAUUAUCAUGGCCUUCGAUAUGAAAUUGUGGAAGUCAAUCCUGUUAUGCGUCAGGAGAUUAAGUGGUCCACUUACAGAAAAGUUCCCAUCCUGAUGGUGGACAGGACGGUGCAAAUUAAUGACUCUUCUGUAAUUAUUAGUGCUUUAAAGACUUACCUGAUCACCAAGCAGAGAACAGUAUCUGAGGUUCUUGAUUGCUAUCCUGAGAUAAAGGCGAAGAACGACAGGGGAAAAGAUGUAAUAGAGUUUGGCAAUAAGUACUGGGUCAUGGUGAACAAUGAGGAUGCUGAUGGGCUGUAUCCCGAAAAAGAUUCCAGAAAAGAGGAGAUCAAAUGGCGUAAAUGGGUAGAUGAAUGGCUGGUGCACCUAAUUUCACCUAAUGUUUACCGUACACCAACAGAAGCCCUUGCCUCCUUUGACUACAUAGUCAGAGAGGGCAAAUUUGGCACAUUUGAGGGCUUCUUUGCCAAAUAUUUUGGAGCGGCUGCCAUGUGGAUAAUUUCAAAAAGACUGAAAAACAGACACAAUCUGCAAAAUGAUGUAAGACAGGAUCUCUACAAGGCUGUGAAUGAUUGGGUGGCAGCAAUUGGAAAAAACAAGAGAUUCAUGGGAGGAGAUGAACCAAACCUUGCAGAUCUGGCUGUUUUCGGUGUUUUGAGAGUCAUGGAAGGCCUUCAGGCUUUUGAUGAUAUGAUGGACCAUACCAAGGUGAAGAACUGGUACAGGCGUAUGGAGAAGGUGGCACAACAUGCUCCAUAAAAACAAGGCUUUUGUUAUUUCUUUAUCAACUUGGAGCACUUGACACAGCACAACUCUAAGAAGCAAGUUUGAUGCCAUCUAAUGGUAGCUUAAUGCUUUUGCAUUGUAAGACGUUAUUUUUCUCUUAAUGUGAAACUGUGGAGCUAAGAAUUUAAUUGAAAAAGAUGAUCAAAGUCAUGCACCCAACAUACCAGAGAAUGUUGUUUUGAAUGUUUCAGUGAUUUCAAUUUUCCAUGAUUUGUUAUAAUAAUUCAGCUAUAUGUUUGGAUUUAUUUCUUUUACUGUAAAACAUGUGAAUCAGACACUAUAACCUACAGGUUCUGUGGAAAGGUUAGGAAAUGGUCCGUCAAAAUUCAUGUACCCAAGCUAAAAUCGCAGUUACUUUCCAAUUUUAUCCAUGUUUGGAAUUUGCUUUUUGCUUGUAUAUAAAUUGGUAAUAACAAGCUACUAUACUGUAAUUAGCUUUAUUUUCAGCAAAUGACGGUUAAAUUUCUUGCUUUUCUUGCUAUGUGUCUUACUUUUCUGAAUGGAUCUUUUCUGCAUUUAGUGAUAGAUGAGUAAAGAUCACAGCAGAAGCCUGCAGUCUACCUCUUGGUUGGUUUACUGUUCCCUUGUUCAUAAACUUCCAAUAUGAGUUUGCAGAUCUAUGGUUUAUAUUAAAAUAAGCGUUAACAAAAUAGGAGUUGAGUUUCAAUGUUUUUUGUUUUCUUGUAACUUUGUAAUUAUUGAAGGUUGAUUUAGAUGCAAGACUGUUAUGUCCACUUAAAUAAAAAAUUGUCUAUGCAUUA